Molecule: messenger RNA, 986 nt
Organism: Nerophis ophidion (straightnose pipefish)
Lineage: Eukaryota; Metazoa; Chordata; Actinopteri; Syngnathiformes; Syngnathidae
Gene: psmg1
Product: proteasome (prosome, macropain) assembly chaperone 1
Exons: 7
Coding region: 85-924 (279 amino acids)
Biological process (GO): proteasome core complex assembly
Cellular component (GO): endoplasmic reticulum
Molecular function (GO): proteasome binding
Source: RefSeq, a predicted model, not a curated record
GAAGACAAACGGAAAAACAUCCGGUCUCCGCCAUAGCUUCAAACAAACCCGCAGUAGAGGCUUUUACGCACUUUCUCGCUGAUAAUGGCAACGUUUUUCGGCGAGGUGUUGUCCGUUUAUUCCCGGGCUGUGGAGGAAGACGAGGAGGAGCUCGAAGAAGACGAGGAAGACGUGCAGAUCCGCAAAGAGCUGGAGGAGAAGAGGGAGGUCCAUCUGCAUUGGUGUCCUGAGGUGUCAGAUACUCUGCAGACUGGAAGCAAGCUGCAAUGUUCCCAAUUCCUCCUCGCUGUCGGCCACAACGCCGCCAGGUUUCUGUCUGUUUACGUUCUCGCCUCGGCUAAGUGGGACGCGGUGGGACACAUGUCGGUGUGGAACGAGAGGAGCCGAGCUGGAACUGGUCAAAUUGGCGAGCAGUCGGCCUGUGUCUUCUACCGACACAAGGAAGCCCCAUCCGUUCUGAUCUGCCAGGUGACCUGCUACGUUGCAGAAGAUCAGCAGUUCCAGUGGACUGAAAAGGUGUUCGACUGCCUCCAGCAAACAGAUCUGACUGUAACAGUUCUGUCAGACAGCUUCAUGGCCGACUACAAGACCGCUGACUACCUCUGCGGCAGCUCGGGGCCCUUCCUGCGCUCCCUCCACACCGGCUCUUUCAGCUCUACGCCCAUUUGCCGGUCACUGGAGCAGCCCAACAUCCUCACAGGACUUCCAGCUGCAGUGCUGAACCACUGCCAAGUCCACCGCAUCGCCGCUGUCGUCUACCAGUGUUUCAGUGACGUCGUCGGCCCAGACUCUGUCGCCAUGGAGACCUUCAAACCAGCGCUAACCGAGCUUGGAAAGUCUGUACAUUUGGAUCCAUCUCCCAGCUUAGAAGUAGUCCGCAAGUUUGUCAGAAACAGCGAUCUUCAGAGUAAUCUUUACAUCUGACGCUUAGCACUUUUUAUGUGGUACAAAUGAUAUUUUGUUAUAAUAAAAAACCUGAAGAACAA